Messenger RNA from Frankliniella occidentalis (western flower thrips), 1512 nucleotides. Its product is annotated as proline-rich protein PRCC. The transcript has 6 exons. Lineage: Eukaryota; Metazoa; Arthropoda; Insecta; Thysanoptera; Thripidae. The coding region runs from base 143 to 1402 and encodes 419 amino acids. The record is from RefSeq and is a predicted model, not a curated record. Gene Ontology annotation, cellular component: nucleus.
GAAUAAAACACAAAUGUCUGUCACUGCGUUCUGCUUGAGUGCUUGAUUAUUUGCGUUAAAGUUCAAGUCAAAUUAAUUUAAGAAGUUUCAUUUGAACUUGUUCAACUAUACAUUCUGAGUGUCUUCUAUUUUUCUCAGCAAGAUGAUGUCUCUGGUAGCCUAUGGUAGCAGUGGCGAAAGUGAAAAUGAGAGUGAUAAUGAAAUAGAACAAGUGAAAAAUGAUGAGAAACCCACCGUGUCAAAGCCUAGCAAUGGGAUCAUCGGUAAUAGUGAUGGCCCUUCCUCUCAAGCACUGUCAAGAACUGCACCAGCCUCCGUCCUUCAUUCAAAAUUGGCGUCAUCCGAAACAGAAGGUGUUAGCAAAAAAGUUCAGCUUAGUUCCAAGUUGCCAGCACCUAAGACUGCAGAUGGGGUAGAAAUCGAAGACAUAGAAGCUGGUGAAAGCUUAGCACUUGGAUCAAAACUUCCAGCACCUAAACAUCAUUCUACAUUAUCACUCCUUGAAAGUUCAUUAUUGGCACCCCAGGAUCGGAAGGGUAAAGCUAGAAAAGGGACUGUGAAGAUCAUGAUACCAUCCCUUUCAGAUUUUCCAGAGGAUGAGGAUGAACCAAAAACAAAGAAAAAACUUCUACCAUCGGUUAAAGGAUCAGGACUAUUUGCACUACUGCCACCACCAAAGCAGGCUACCAUAAAGGAGGCAAAACGGUCCUUAGUCCCCAAUGUUCUAACCAGGAAACCCACCCCAGCACCUCCUCCAAAGAAAAUUAUUCCCAAAACAUCUAAGAGAAAGCAGCCAGAUUCUGAUCCAGAAUCUGAUGGGGAAGGAGACCAGGUUGACUUCUUCUCAUUAAACAAAGAGGAUAAACUUCCAGAAAUUCCAGCUGCUGAAAUGAACUUGAUAGCAUCUUCUAGUACCUAUCAUAAUCCAGGUCCCUCUGUUGCGUAUGAAGAUCCCUCUACUUCAUAUCAACAGAGUACUGUGUAUGGAGACUAUCAGUACGAUCAACAGAACCAGCAGAUGGAAACUGAUGCACUUCCCCAGGCUGAUUCUGGCCAAAACUACAUUGGGUUUUCAGGCAGUCAAGAUCUGCAACUUGAUGAUGAGGCUAUUCAAAAACUGUGUGGAAGGAAAGGGCGAAACCGUGAGGAAAUACAGAUUAUGGACGUGUCUAGUAAUGAUAUUAUGCCUGACCAGAGAGAAUGGCUCACCAAGCAGUUGACUGAAGAACAACCAAGACAUAGUAGUAAGAAAGGGAUGUUUGGACCAAGCUCACAACAGAAAAGGAAACACCAAAUCACAUACCUGGCCCAUAUUGCUAAAGAAAAUGAACUGGAGCUUAAGAACCAAUGGGCAAACAAUCGUCAGACUCGCAAACAAACACAGUCCAAGUAUGGAUUUUAGAGAUUUGUACUUUUUUUCUUUUCAUAUAUUUACUUCAAAGUCAACAUUUUGGUGCAUGUACAUAUGUAAAUAUUUAAAUGUUAGUAAAAAGAAUUUGUACUGAAAGAUAA